GUCGUAAUACUCUCCGUCUUCCCAUUCCAGUUCCCCUCCCUCUUCCAGGAUCCAAACCCUAGAAAUCUCCUCUGCGUUCCUCUCCCCAAAUCACCGAACCCUAAUCCCGCUUCUUCCACCCCACCAACCCCAUGCCACUGCUUCGCACAUACAGCCGGCGCCGUCGCCGUCGCCGCGACAGCCGUCUCAGUCCUACUCGCUCGCGCGCACCAUAUCAGGAGGAGGAACAUGUGGUUGAGACUGCAUCUGCAAAAGCGCGCGCCGAUCCGCUGUAUGCAAAGGAGGGGCAUGUGCCAUCUUACAUCGCUGCUACUUCCUCAUCCUGUCAGCAAGCAGAUGCAGUAGCUCAGGACACCGAGGUCUUGCCACCAUCAGGAAGCUGCCUUUCCUCAUCUCCGGCAUCACACGUCUGGGCCCGACAUGUGAAAGAUUGGGGACUCAUAUUUUACAUCAGGGUUGAUCUUCAGGGAUCUUUCCACACAUAUCCUGAUGUGGGUGGGCCAUUUCAAAGCUCACAGGAAGCUGACAAGGCUAUUGAUCGCUAUCUUGAGGACCAUCGGGAUCCAAAAAUGCACAUAGGGCAAAAUGAUGAUAUCUCUUCAAUGGAGAAUGUUAUACGGCGAUGCCUUUACUGGCCUGAUGGCACAAUUAAGAGGCGUACAAAAUCAUUUGCGACUUGGGAAGCCAAAAAGAGAAUGCACCAAUUCAUCCAAGCAUUAGUGGACAAGUAUAAUGAUGAUCACAAUCUUUUGGGGGAUUUGGCACUUAAACUCAAAGACGUUUUGCACUACCAACCACUUUGUGAGAACCAUAUGUGGUACUAUCAUCUCAAUUUCACUGCAAAGACUAAAGAAGAUGAUGGUUUCGACUCUACUAGUGACAAUCUGUUCUUUGUGGAAGUCAAAUGUAUGGGAAAAGGAAAUUAUGAAGAAAUGGUGGUCAGCUGUUUCUGCGUGAUUAAUCCUAUUGAUAAUGGUAAACCAUGUAAAGGUUGUACCAACAAUGGAACUGCUGACAUGAAGCACCCUGACACUGGUGAAUACUUUGCUGGUCACUUGGAUGCAUAUUUGCCCUAUGGAUGUUUUGGACAGUGGAGUGACUCUGACGACGAUGAUAAAUACGUGAAAGCCAAGGAGGCUAAGUUAAGGCGUAUGUUCAAGGGCCUUGAUGAUCCACGUGUUACGGAGAAAAUAUUCACACUCCCUCCGGGUGUGACUAUUGUGGAAGACUAAAAAGGGAUGGAGGAACUACUCACACUACCUUUGGGUGCGGCUAUUGUGCAAGACAAAUGGGCCACCGGAGUCAACGUCGCAGCACGUGUAGAAUGUCGGUAUCAAUGAAACACAAAGGCGGUAUCUAAAAUAUUAAACGUCUGCUAUGUAUAUAUCUCAAAUGUCCUUGGUUUGCAUGGGUUAUCUCCGUUGGCGUGCAGCUCCCUGUGAUGAGAUUUGCAUGACUUCCUGAAUUUGGAUGUUGGGAGAUAAUUUCUGUCGACGGAAUACCUGCACUACCCCAGUUUUUCUUAGAACUGCACUACACCCGUUUGCUCAUGGUCACCGUAGGCUACUUCAUACUGUAAUUCCGGCCAAUCCAUCUUAGGACCUACUGUACUUAUUUACUUGGGUCAGUCAUUGAAUGCCGGAGUCGGGGUUCAUUUGUCA
This is a messenger RNA of Oryza sativa Japonica Group (Japanese rice), 1661 nucleotides long. RefSeq lists its product as uncharacterized. Lineage: Eukaryota; Viridiplantae; Streptophyta; Magnoliopsida; Poales; Poaceae. The record is from RefSeq and is a predicted model, not a curated record.